CACCACCACACCAUGACCGAGUCAGUGCUCACGCAGCCACAGCUGCGCGGGCUUUCUGACAAGGUGUACGAGAAGCGCAAGCUAGUGGCCCUCCAGAUAGAGCAGCUUACCCGCGAGUAUGCGCGGACCAAGAAGACCAACCUUGUCCACUCGAUCAUCGAUGACCUUACCACCCGGUUCGUGACCAACACUCAGCCCAACGCCCGCAAGGGCGGACUCAUCGGCCUUGCCGCUGUGGCCAUCGGCCUGUCGUCGACUCUUGUGGCCCCGUACCUGCCGGCCCUCGUCCCGCCGGUCUUGCGGUCGUUUGGCGAUGCCGAUGCGCGGGUCCGGUACUACGCCCUCGAAUCAAUGUACAACGUGGCCAAGGUCGGGCGCGGCUCCAUCAUGGAGUACCUUAACGAGCUCUUUGACGGCCUCCUCAAGCUCACCGCUGACUCGGACCAGGCUGUCCGGUCGGGUGCACAGCUGCUCGACCGGCUGAUGAAGGACAUUGUGGCCGAGGCCGAGAUCGACGACGUCGCAGUUUCGGCGCUCAUCGAGCUCAUGACGACGCGGCUCGAGACCGAGAACCCAUGGCAGCGGCAGGCACUCAUCAACUGGAUCACCAUGCUCGACUCGGUCCAGAUCGACCUGCUCGACCACCUCCCGGCCCUUCUCCCAGGCCUCUAUGCCGCCCUUGCGGACGUCAACGCCGAGAUCCGUCGGCUCGCCGACGGCGCGCUCGCUGAGUUUCUUCGCGAGAUCGAGGAGGCCGACGCAGAGGCUGCCGUCGACUUUGAAGCCAUGGUCCCCAUCAUUGUCGAGCACACCGGCUCCGACUGUGAGUUUACCCAGCUCACUGCCCUCCUCUGGGCCUCCAAGUUUAUCAUCAUGGGUGGCUCCAUCAUCAUUCCCUUUGUCGCCCCGCUUCUCGGCAACGUCCUGCCAUGCCUCUCGCACGAGGUCGAGGAGAUCACACUCGCCGCCAUCCACGUCAACCAGCAUCUGCUCGCGCUCAUGUCGGUCACCGAAGAGGCCUUUGACUUUGCUCCGCUCAUCCGCACAGCCACAUCGCAGCUCUCCAACCCGUGGGCCACAACCCGGACUUCGGCGCUCCGCUGGAUCCUCAUGCUCCACCUCAAGUCGCCCGACUCGGUCGCCGGCGAGAUGGACCACCUUGUCGAAGCUCUCCUCACCGCCCUCCACGACCCGUCCGUCAAGGUCGUCAAACUCGUCCUCGAGGUCCUCUCCAAGCUCUGCUCGUUCAAGCGCUCGUACUUUGAGUCGUUCAUGUUCCAGCUCGUCUCCAUGUUCCACUCCUCACCCGAGCUGGUCGGCGAGCGAGCCACACUUAUUGUCCGCCAGCUCGCCGUCUUUCUUGACGCUGAGGACAUCUACGUCGAGUUUGCCACCAUCCUUGCUCCCUCUCCGCACCUCGACUUUGCCUCUAGCCUUGUUGCCAAGCUCAACCUCAUCCUCCUCACUGCACCCGAGCUUGUCCAGCUCCGCGCCAAGCUCGCGGCCAUGGGCGCAUCGCCUGCCGACGCAAGCGUCGACGCCGCGCCGUCCCGAUCCGGCAUCGACCUCUUUGUUGUUCUCUUCAAUGCAUGGUGCCACGAUCCGGUCGCCGCCUUUGCCCUCUGUGCUCUCUCGCAGGCUUACGAGACCGCCACUGAGCUCAUCCAAAAGUUUGGUGAGCUCGAGGUGACCGUCAAACUCCUUGUCCAGGUCGACAAGCUCAUCCAGCUCCUCGAGUCACCGGUCUUUGCCCGCCUCCGCCUCCAGCUGCUCAAGCCGCUUGUCCAUCCGUUCCUCUUUCACGCCCUCUACGGCCUCCUCAUGCUCCUCCCGCAGUCGUCGGCGUACGUUGCCCUCGCCACACGCCUGCAGGCUGCGUCGGCCCUCACCACGUCGGGCGCUCCCGCCGGCGCUGCAGCCCUUGCGCCGCGCGCCGCGCAGCCGCAGCCCGAUCCGCUCCGUGCUAGUUCAUCGCCAAGCGCCGACUUGCCUGCCCUUCUGGCCCACUUUGACACUAUUCAGUCGGCACACACCCGCCUCCGCCGCGCCCAGCUCGCCGAGGCUGCCAUGGCCGAUGGCGAGUCGGAACCCGACCCCACCACAGACGCGCUCCCGCGCAUUCCGGUCGAUCCUGGCUCAGAGCAGGCCCGGGACUCGAUCCCGUCGCGCCCGACCAAGAGCCGUAACAUCCUCGAGCCCGUCAAGGCUCCGCGGUUCUUUGCUCCGCUCGACUCCAACUCUCCGGCUCACCGGCGCUGA
Messenger RNA from Thecamonas trahens ATCC 50062, 2259 nucleotides. Its product is annotated as HEAT repeat containing protein. The transcript is spliced from 2 exons. Bases 13 to 2259 code for a protein of 748 amino acids. Lineage: Eukaryota; Apusomonadida; Apusomonadidae. The record is from RefSeq and is a predicted model, not a curated record. Gene Ontology annotation, biological process: phosphatidylinositol biosynthetic process; positive regulation of kinase activity. Gene Ontology annotation, cellular component: PAS complex; endosome membrane.